AUGAGUGAUUCGGACCCACUGUCCACCACACCCAAUCAAGACCUCCACUGCCCAUCUUUGUAUUACCCUUAUAGCAACCUUGGAGAAGGACGGGCCCACUUACUGCCCUCUAAACCUUGCCGUCCACGGUCAUCAAUACUGUCAUCCGACCUGUCACCCCCUCCCUUGCCUCAGAAGAACCUCGGCCGGACCCGUUCUCUUCCUACCUGCAAGACUGUUCAUUACUCCUACGGCUACAGUUCCCUUCCCAGUAGGGAACGUCAACCCGGUUCAGGCCAAACCUGGGGAAAACUGAGGAGACCCUUGCAGGAGUCUCGGAGCCUAGAAAACAUCCCAUAUGGCAGGGUGAGCCACUUUGGGCCAGACCCUCACCAGCUGUCCUUUGCCACCCCUGACUGGGAGCUGGGUCGUUUCUUCCAGGACUUGAGCAGCACCCAGGAGGUGUAUAAGGUGCUCAGAGGCCGCCAGCUAGAUUCCCUGCGCUGCAUAGAGACCCGACUUGGUGCUCGGCUGACGGGGCCAUGGCCUGGCAGGGGUGGGCCAGGCCAGGGCUUCCGCCUUCUAGAUAAUAAGCCUUGUGUGGAGAGUGGGGAUGCCUGGUACUACAGGGUGGCUCGGAUCACUGAGGACAUCUGGCACCUCCUGGCUGCCAAGGUCCCCAAGCCCUGGUCGAUGAUUCCUGAGCCCCCUGAUGCCGAGCCCCCCGGUUUGGCCCUCCAGGCCACACUCAAACCUCAUUUCAAUGUGCAGAGCCUGUGUGGCCAGCUGCCAGCAGGGGCACUACCAGGGGCACCAUGGCAAAGGUCAGUGGCACUGGUGGCUGAGGUGCCUACUCAGACGGUGGCUGAUUGGGUUGGCGCCAACAAGGAACUACACUGGAGCUGUCCAGGACAGUACGAACGCCAGGCUUGUCUCUUGUUGCUCCAGCUAUGUGGGGCCUUGAAACAGCUGCAUGUGGACAAUCUGGGCCAUGGGGACCUGAGGCCCGAGAACCUGCUUUUGGCAUCACCCCGGGGCCAGCCAACAGGGACCCUGCCCCAGCUACUUCUCACCAACUUUGCCAGGGCCCAGCCACUGGUGCCACAGAUGCUAGCACGACAAGAUGAGCUUCAGCUAGGCCUCCUUAUCUAUGAGAUUCUGGGCCAGGGCCCUGCCUUGGCCCAGGCCCGGGGGGCAUCCAUACCACCUCUGCCCAUCCGUUCGGCCUACUCAUUGGCUCUGGCCCGCUUAACCCCACAUCUGUUGCAGGCUGAGCCACACAGCCGUCCCUCUGUGGCACAGGUCCGAGUGGCCCUGCAAACGGUGCUAUGGGGGCCUGGACCUGAGCUCCUGACUCAAAGUCUCCCCUUGGGGCCCUGGCUAGACAUCCACCGGGCCUUGCUGCCACUGGAGCUGGCAGAACGGCUGGUGGGCAGUGGGGAGGCUGCAGGACUCGAAGAUUGGCUCUGCUGCCAAUAUCUGGCAGAGGCCUCCGAAUACAUGGUGGGCUGGGCUCUGGAGCUCCUAUGGGGGGAGCUGCCAGGUGCUGGGGAUUGA
This is a messenger RNA of Gracilinanus agilis (Agile Gracile Mouse Opossum), 1536 nucleotides long. RefSeq names its product PEAK family member 3 (gene PEAK3). The coding region runs from base 1 to 1536 and encodes 511 amino acids. The transcript has 3 exons. Gene Ontology annotation, cellular component: focal adhesion; actin cytoskeleton. Gene Ontology annotation, molecular function: protein kinase activity; ATP binding. Gene Ontology annotation, biological process: protein phosphorylation. Lineage: Eukaryota; Metazoa; Chordata; Mammalia; Didelphimorphia; Didelphidae. The record is from RefSeq and is a predicted model, not a curated record.